Molecule: messenger RNA, 1300 nt
Organism: Mercenaria mercenaria
Lineage: Eukaryota; Metazoa; Mollusca; Bivalvia; Venerida; Veneridae
Exons: 4
Coding region: 111-518 (135 amino acids)
Source: RefSeq, a predicted model, not a curated record
GAACCAAAGCAGCACUGAGUAUAUACGAUCUCUUACGUCUUCUAAUACAUUCAAGAAGGGAUUUUAGUAAAAAUCGAGCACGUGUCUGUUAAAAACUGAUAGAUAAAAUCAUGGCUCUGGAUAUGUCAGACAUAGAUUCACUAGAUGAAGAUCUACGGGAUGAUUAUACACCACUUUACUUCUGCUCUGGCUUACUUGCGGUCUUGUUCUUACUGAGUACGCAAGCUUUAACUCCAGCAGGUCUUUUCACUAAUCACUGGGCUUCAGAAACAAACAAAAAUAUUUAUCACGACGAACGGGAUGUAACCUGGCAUGGGAUAAAAGAUGAAGCUGUUUAUAUAUUUGAAGUGACAGCGUUUAGCUUCAUAUUUGUGCCUCUCAAAUGCAUAUUGUAUGUACCAUGCUGCUGCGAUGACUGGUGUGCAGGGAUAUUUACGGUUUUAAUGAUGUACUACGGUGUUUCUGCUUUUUUCAGCUUCGUAGGAUGUUUGAUACACGCCAGUCAGUACUCAAAGUAACAAAGUAAAUGUUAAGAUCAACACCUCUAGUUCUGUGAGUAUCCGACAGUCUGCGGAACCAUCAAGUGUAAGCCACAGACAAGCAUCAAUGGAUGCACGUAAUGUUGGUACAAGUGUGUUUGCCAUAAUGCCAGCACAUGGUCAAGUUUCAGGACGGCCACCAGCAUACAACGAAGUACCAGGUAUCAGAAAGUUCUUCAAAAAGCCUAACAUCUAGAUAAAAAGAUAACAGAAAAAAGUAUCACUUGCGCUGCACAUAUAUAGCAAAUGGUUUUAUGAUAAAGAUAUUCCUAAUUUGCGUGAAGUUUUCAUGUCAUUUCAUAUUUAGAGGAACCGGUAAUGCUUUAGAGUAAUAUGUGUGUGAGCACCAGUAGAAAUACGUUAGCCGUACGUAUAGCAAAUCGAAAUGCUUUUUAUUUAAAGUCGAUAUUCUUCUGUUUUCAUCGCAUGACUAUGGUUCCAUUUAGGUUUUGUUUUACUUGCACACACUGCGACGUAUAUAUAGACGGGACUUCAAAUUUACUUCGACACAAAAGAAGUAGAAAUGUAUCAAAUUUGAAUUAAACGGAGUGAAAUUACAAACAAUAAAAAGGACUUUUGACGGGAUUAGAAACAUUAUCCGAGAUAGCAAGAAAUUUUCGACAUAUUCGUGUUGGAGAUCAUACCGAGUUCAUUUGCGCUCAGUGUUUUAUUUGCCAGUUAUUUUUAGAUAUUUUGCAUGUGAUAAUUUCUUAACUUUUGUAUUAUGCUUGUUUGCUCAAGUUGAAUAAAGUUGGACCCUA